Molecule: messenger RNA, 898 nt
Organism: Saccostrea cuccullata (small rock oyster)
Lineage: Eukaryota; Metazoa; Mollusca; Bivalvia; Ostreida; Ostreidae
Product: E3 ubiquitin-protein ligase TRIM45-like
Exons: 2
Coding region: 77-886 (269 amino acids)
Molecular function (GO): zinc ion binding
Source: RefSeq, a predicted model, not a curated record
UCAAUAUAAAUCCAGGAUAGGAUGUUUAUUACAGAAUGAAAUGGAAACGUUAAGUUGAAAAUUGACAAGAAAUAAUAUGGCGUUCUCCCAGGGACAAGACGUCAUUCGAUGUCAGCUUUGUUCAAAUCCCGUGGAACACCACUGUAAUCUCUGUCUUGUGGACCUUUUCUCAUGCAUACCAAAACACAUGGCCGACAAAUCAAGGAAACAUGAAGUUGUUGAAUAUACCUCCAAAGGAGAACACACCUUUAUCCUUGCAACAUGUCCCACACACAAGAAAAAGAGAUGUGAGACAUACUGCCAAGACUAUAAAAUACCAGUAUGUGUUCAGUGUGUGAUAACCUCACACAAAAAGCACGAAUUUACAAAUAUCAAUGAUAUCCUUCAAGAAAAGAAGCAGCAGAUAAUAUCCGACACAAAAGAAUUGGAAAAAACUAUUCUUCCAAAAUAUAGAAACGUCAUCACAAUACCUACAAUCACUGCAGAGUUUGACAAAGUUUUUGCUGCCAUAGAAGCGCAAGAGGAGAACAUGUGCAAAGCUGUACAUAAAGAAGCCAAUCGACUCAAAGAUGAGGUCACCAGUCAGAAGAAAGAAGCUGUAAGGAAGAGUCGUGAAAGCCGGAGUUUGACAGAUAAAGCUGAAAAGGAACUCAAUUCCAUUAUUCAGAAUAACAAAGAUAUUCUUAGAAGCAAUGAAACCACAACCAUAAUAAACUAUAAAUCAAGAAAUGUGAAUUUCCAAAACGGCCCAAAAUUACCAAAUAUUUCUUAUCCACGGUUUGUUAUUAAGCAAAAACAAAUUGAGAUUGGUUUUCUUAGGACAGAAUAUUCAGAUUCUUCUUCAGAAUCUUCCUCAGAAUAUUCUGAUAAUGAAUAUGACGAUUAAUUUACAACAGGA